AUGAUUGAACAUAUUCGCAGCAAGUUGCAACAGUGGUUUUAUAACCGACGUGAAGAAUCCCAAAAUUGCACGAGUGUGCUAGCUCCGGCACAGGAAGAUCGACUAUUCAAAACUCUGGAAGUGGCAAAAGCUUUAUUUGUGGAACCACUAGAUCAAUUUCGUUUCUCCGUGAGAUGCAGGCGUAAUGUUGGAUACAUUGUAGACUUGAAUGACAAUACCUGCACGUGUAGAAAAUUUCAGUUGAAAAGUUUUCCAUGUGCACAUGCUGUCGCAGUGACUAUGUAUAGAGGAUUUCCACCACACAGCUUGUGCAGUCAUUAUUAUAUGACUGAUUUUUGGAGAGCAGCGUAUGCCGAAACUAUAUUUCCUCUACCAAAUGAAGCCGAAUGGGAAGUUCCUGAUUAUAUUAUAGCACUUAAUAAUUUGUUGCCACCUGAAGCUCCACCGCGUACUCCUGGUCGUAGACGGACGUCUAGAAUACCAUCUACAAGAGAGUUUCCACAACUGC
Olea europaea var. sylvestris is the source of this 508-nucleotide messenger RNA. RefSeq lists its product as uncharacterized. The record is from RefSeq and is a predicted model, not a curated record. Gene Ontology annotation, molecular function: zinc ion binding. The annotation marks the transcript as partial. The transcript has a single exon. NCBI's taxonomy places the organism in Eukaryota, Viridiplantae, Streptophyta, Magnoliopsida, Lamiales, Oleaceae.